AUGGAAAAGAAAAAUGCGUUUGCCCCUAAAAUUCACCAUGGCCAUGCUCCGAGGUUUUAUUUGAAAGUGAAUAUUCAGUGUUGUUCAGCCUGUCCUAGGAGGGCGAAGGAAAAGCUGGAGAAAUUCUCUGGAGUGCUUGCAAUCACCAUUGAUACAGAAGAAGGUUUGGUAGCUGUUACAGGCACAGUAGACCCUCAAAUAGUUAUACAGAAAUUUGCAAGGUGGGGCAAAAAAGCAGUGCUUUGCUCCCCUGAAAAGGACCCUGUCAAAGGAGACUCAUCAGACUGUUCUUGCUGUGACGAUGACUCCGAUUCUGAAUGCGACUGUGAUCGAAAUUACGAUGAAAAGGUAUCUAAAAGCCAGAAUAUUGGUACUAGUGGGGCCAAACCUCCAAUUGUUUCUAGCACCAAAAAGAGAAAGAAACUUUGCUGGCUUUUGGGUUUGUUUAGUAAAUUGCAGGAUGCUGCUAAACCCAAAUUGCCUCAUGGUGCUCCUCCAGUUUUCAGGCCCAACAACACGCAGGCUCCUGGCAAUGUGUUUUCUCUAGGAAUGUCUACUAUGCCUUACGGAGGUUCAAGACCACAGUUCCCACCAUGUUGGGAGAGGCCACAGUAUGGAAGUCAAAUUCAUGGACCAACUGUGUACGGAAGUCCAGCUAUGCUACCAUAUCCACAUUAUAUUCAGCCAACGUAUCCACCACCACCAGUACUUCAGCCACCUGGUUUUUUUCAAUCAAGACCUCCACCACAGUAUAGGCCCAUGAUCCAUUAUUCCAGAUAUGAAGACAACCAUGUUUAA
This is a messenger RNA of Populus nigra (black poplar), 798 nucleotides long. Its product is annotated as heavy metal-associated isoprenylated plant protein 36-like. Lineage: Eukaryota; Viridiplantae; Streptophyta; Magnoliopsida; Malpighiales; Salicaceae. The record is from RefSeq and is a predicted model, not a curated record. The transcript is spliced from 3 exons. Gene Ontology annotation, molecular function: metal ion binding. The coding region runs from base 1 to 798 and encodes 265 amino acids.